CUUACUCCUCAUCAGGCUCAAGCUACCUGUGUUGAUGCUCUGUUGAAUAGCCCUUAUUAUCGCACUUACACAUUGAAGUGUAGGCCAUAGCACAAGAAGAGGAUUUUUUCCAUACUAAAGGCUUAAAACACUUUAAAUACGAACCACUAAGUGAUGUGCUGUAACUUAGACAAACUUGUUGCAGGAAAAGAUGGGAUCCUGGAGUCAGGGGACAGCAGCUCUGUACUAGACUUCGACAUUCUACAGGUGAUCUGAGGCGUUACUGGAAACAGACGAAAAACGGCAUAAUCUUGGAGAAACCUGUUUCAUUUGGAAUGUGAGGACCUGACCUAUUUUUAUUUGAAGGGGGAUUCUCAAAGUUGUAACUUAUGGUUCUUGUGCUGUCAUGGAAGUCGGCAAGAUAUUAUAGAUUUAUUUUUAGCACGAAUAAAGAUGAAAUCGUUGGCACAAUUUGACCAGGCCACAUUUGGACUACUGUGGAGUUUCCUUGGUUUUCUUCAGUGCGUGUACUGUGGUUUGGGAGACAACCAUGUGCAUUCCAGUUUCAUUUACAGAAGAUUGCGUAACCAUGAAAGAAGAGAGAUUCAAAGAGAAAUUCUCUCGAUUUUGGGUUUGCCACAUCGUCCAAGGCCCUUUUCUCCAGGAAAACAGGCAUCAUCAGCUCCCCUGUUCAUGCUUGACUUGUAUAAUGCCAUGGCUACUGAGGAGGAAGACGGAAUACUUGAGGGCACAGGCAAAGGUUUUAGUGGGAAAAUUCAUGGAAACUCGCGCAAAGGAUACUACAGCUCUCCACAUGGAUAUACUCGCGCAGCACAGUCAUACCGCGCGGGCCCCCUCACGAGCCCAAGUCCGCCUCUAGCAACUUCUCACGACACUAGUUUUCUGAACGACGCCGAUAUGGUCAUGAGUUUCGUUAAUUUAGUGGAGAGGGACAAGGACUUCUCUCACCAGAGGAGACACUAUAAGGAGUUCCGCUUUGACCUCACUCAGAUUCCUGACGGGGAAGCGGUAACGGCCGCCGAAUUCCGCAUCUACAAAGAUCACAGCCAUGUCCGUUAUGAGAACAUCACCCUUAAGGUCUCUAUAUAUCAAGUCAUCAAGGAAUACCCAAACAAGGAUGCAGAGACCUUCUUGCUUGAUUUUAAGAAAGUCAAAGCCUCAGAUGGCGGGUGGCUGGUCUUUGAUAUCACAGCCACAAGCAACCACUGGGUGCUCAAUCCCCAACAAAACAUGGGGCUUCAGCUCUGUGUGGAGACGUUGGAUGGAAGAAGCAUCAACAUGAAGUCAGCUGGCAUCAUUGGAAGAAGCGGUCCGCAAUCCAAACAGCCUUUUCUUGUGGCAUUUUUCAAAGCCAGUGAGGUGUUGCUUCGCUCUGUAAGAGCCACCGGAGGCAAGAGGAAGAAUAAUAAUCGGAAUAAAACACGAUCACAACAGAAAUCCUCACAAACACCCAAAAAUGGUGAUCAAAACACCAGCGAACAGAAGCAAGCCUGCAAGAAACAUGAGCUUUAUGUCAGCUUCAGAGACCUAGGAUGGCAGGACUGGAUAAUCGCGCCAGAGGGAUAUGCCGCUUUUUACUGUGACGGCGAGUGCUCGUUUCCACUGAACGCGCACAUGAAUGCCACCAACCACGCCAUUGUACAAACCCUGGUCCACCUGAUGUUUCCUGAUAAUGUGCCAAAACCAUGCUGUGCACCUACUAAGCUCAAUGCCAUAUCAGUGCUGUACUUUGACGACAACUCAAACGUCAUUUUGAAGAAGUACAGGAACAUGGUGGUCAGGUCGUGUGGAUGCCACUGAAGAUAUUAAUGUUCUUGAUGAUGUUUAUUUCCAGUCCAUUACAAGUGGAGAAACAUAUCAAACUAGAUUUGUGGUAUGGUGUACAGUAUUAUGUAUAUUAUGUACUUAAUUGUGCUUAUUUAUUAUCAAUUAUUUUGUGAUAAUGGUUUUACUGUAAAAUAUAUUUUAGAGAUUCAAAUAAAAGCUCUUGUUAAUCUGUUGGUAUAUUAUCCACAACUACAACAACAACAACAAAAAUGGUAUUUUAGACGAUUUACGGAUACUGAGACUCACUGUACGCUAUAAUUUUAGGCGGACUGAAGUUAAGUGGUGUGUUGGAAUACUCUAUUCAUCUCUGGGUGAGAGGAAAAAAGACUCAAGGCUAUAGUUAAAAUGUAGCUGAAGAUGCAGCAUAGCCGCCGUGGCAGGCAGGACUGCAUAUCCUAUGCAUAUUUUCCUUGAUAGAUCCCAAAGCUGUACAUGUGAAUUGAGCGCAAAUAUUAAAAUGCUCACUGAGCAGCGUUAUCUCAGUGUCCAUAGAUCUCUGAUACUGUUUCCACCGACCCUCGUCAUGGGCCCCUCUGUGGAAUGUCAGCUGGUAAUGUUUGUCCUCAAGAUCCCCUCCCCAAAACCACAGCAUUGAGCCCAUUCAACUUUGAUUUUAUUUGGAGAGAUUGUGUUAAACAGGAAGGCCUUGUCUACCUGCUGGGACUGAGGUACUGAGUGUGGAAUACACACCGGCAGUACAUAAAACUGGCAGAACUCUACUUUUGGGGCCAAACAACCAGAGUGAUUUGAUGCACCACCCUCACAUGGAUGCAUCACCAGAGCAGAGUUGUUUGUGUAAUUGUUUAUAGUGGGAGAUGGAUACAGAAUGCACCUUUAAAGUAUGUCUGGUACUUGUGCAAGGAGAGAAGAUCAGCAUGGUUCAUAAGGUUGUGUAUGUCCCAGUUGUAUAGGUCAUUUAAGAUGUAUUUUCUAUUUUCAUUAUUUUAUUUAACAAGGCCAGUUUUAAGGAUAGUUUUAGGUAUUCCAGUACGUUUUUAGUCUUUGUGACUCUAUGUCAUUUGUACCAUCUCCUAUUCCCACCCCAUCCCCAAUCCUUGUGUUCUAAACUGUAAGCGAAGGGUCAAAAGACAAUUCCUGCUGAUUUAUUCAUUUAUUUGCUGAAGAGUAGCCUUGUACACUAAUUAACCCAGAGCGGAGUACAAUGAAUAAGUGUCUCCAGUGGUACUUUUACGAAAUCAUGUCUGGUUCAUGUUUAAUUUGUUUUGCCCAUUUUCUCAGAUGUUCAAGAUACAAAAUAAAUGUUACUUCCCAAGAUGAUUUCCCCACUAUUUCAGAAACAUCAUUAAAGAUAAUAUCCAAUGGGAGUUAAAUAAUAAUGACAACCCACAGUGAAUUCUCUUUGGAAAUAUGGUAAUCUGUAAAGCACUUUGGCUCUAUAAUGAUGCUGCAGUAGAUAAAGUCAGAUAGGUAAUCUUCAGAUUUUGCCCAAUCCGGUCGGAAGUUGUUAUCUUCUAUGCCACUGGAAAUUAAUUUUUCAGUUUGUUGGAGGGAAAUUAUUGGGUUAGAGAUCGACUACUAGCAGCUUAAAUGUUGAGUGGAAUGAUCUGUAUGCAUUUUGUUCACUUUUCUUCAGCCAGAGUCAAACCCAUUUUGGCUUUUAUGAUAUUGGAAAAAAAUAAGAGAAUAUUUUAUUUAGUACAGGAGACCUUUUGGAGAGCCUGCUUUUUACAAGAGUGUGUUUUACAGUCUUGUACCCUCUUGUAUGAGAUGGCAUGGCUCACACGGCCAAGAGCAAUGUUCAAUACCAUCACGAUAGCUCUAAACAUCUCUAGAAUUCACAAUGGCCAUGUUCGAUUCUUCACAAACCAAGAAAUGUUAAGUGCUGCAGUGAAUUAAGCCUUCAUGAGGUUAGAUAUGAAAUGCACUCAUCCUUUAAAUUCUCCAGUAAGUCUGCAAUCAGGUGCCAUCCCUAUAGUCACUAAAUGCUGUUGUGGGGGAAAUAUUUGUGAGGCAAUUUGAUCAUUGGGCUGGGUUACUACUAAGAGUAGGUAUCUUUAUCUAAACGCCUUAAGUUUGUUUUCUAAAGGACACAUAAACCUUUGAUGAGGGAUCUGUCAGAUUGUUGAGGAGACAUGGUAAAUAUAAUUAAAUGAUAAGACAUUUAAGAAAACAGGUGCCACUACCAAUAUGCCUAGAUUGUGACCCCACUUAAAAUAACUGUCUUGUCACAGUUAAGUUUUCUUUGUGUUACACAGAAAAGGGCUGUCAUUGCUUGUCAUUUUGAAAUAUAUGGUAUAAUUUAAAGGAAUAACAUAAAAUGUAAUUAUAUGAUGUGUUUUUGCUGAUUUUAUGAAACUUAACUGUUUUCCAUCUGCUGAGGCAAUUACAGUAAUUGCAGUAAUCAAAGUCACAUUUUCUAUGUUAUUGGAGGUGUUCAGUUAAACCAUACAUUGGCAAGUGGCUACAAUAGAAUCAUGUCUAAAUAUUUAAAUCUAUCUGAUUUAAGUCACUUUUCAUUUUAAAGGUUAUAUCAUCAUGCAAUCUCAUCAUUUUUGAGAACAGCCCAGAAAGCUUUAUCAGACUAUGACUGAAAGCAUACACAUAAAAGUACAGAUUUUAGUAAUAUAUUUGAAAGAAAUGACUGUAUCUACUCUAUUACUGUCUGUGGAAUUAAAUGUAUUUUCAUGAA
Molecule: messenger RNA, 4477 nt
Organism: Alosa alosa (allis shad)
Lineage: Eukaryota; Metazoa; Chordata; Actinopteri; Clupeiformes; Clupeidae
Gene: bmp5
Product: bone morphogenetic protein 5
Exons: 7
Coding region: 433-1800 (455 amino acids)
Biological process (GO): SMAD protein signal transduction
Cellular component (GO): extracellular region
Molecular function (GO): growth factor activity; cytokine activity
Source: RefSeq, a predicted model, not a curated record